Molecule: messenger RNA, 8694 nt
Organism: Cephus cinctus (wheat stem sawfly)
Lineage: Eukaryota; Metazoa; Arthropoda; Insecta; Hymenoptera; Cephidae
Product: IDLSRF-like peptide
Exons: 4
Coding region: 291-896 (201 amino acids)
Molecular function (GO): protein binding
Source: RefSeq, a predicted model, not a curated record
UCCACUCUUCGUGGCAACUCGACGCAACCUGUAUGUCGCCGAAAAGCUCAGAAGGAGUCGGACAUUCGAGACGAGCGAAUUUCGCACCACCAGGGGCUGACAGGCCGGAUAUCAUAAUAUUUUAACAUCCACGACGAAACACAACCUCUCCGUCAUAGCCAUUGCCACCACUGACACCUACAGCGUCGCUACUCUUGUCACCCUUCGUUUUUCAACCUUGUCCUCCUCCUUUGCUAUUAUCCCGACGGCAUAUUCUAAUAACAAAAGUUUUCGUUCGUCGUUCUACAAGAAUGGUUCGAUUGUUGUGCACCAGCUUGGCCCUUGGCCUCGCCCUUACGGUCUGUGCUGCUUUUCCCCGUGCAGUAAUGGCGAUCGACCUUAGCCGACUCUACGGUCACCUCAGUUCCAAGAGAACGGGGGGAGCCUGCCAUCCAUACGAACCGUUUAAGUGCCCUGGAGACGGUAUUUGCAUUUCGAUACAAUAUCUCUGUGAUGGUGCACCGGAUUGUCAAGAUGGCUAUGAUGAAGAUUCAAGACUUUGCACAGCGGCUAAGAGACCACCGGUAGAAGAAACAGCAAGUUUCUUGCAAUCUCUUUUGGCAAGUCACGGACCUAAUUACUUGGAAAAGCUAUUUGGAAAUAAAGCACGCGACACACUCGAGCCCCUUGGUGGUGUACAAAAGGUGGCCAUUGCCCUUUCUGAAUCUCAGACCAUUGAAGAUUUCGGUGCAGCGUUACACCUGCUGCGUGCUGAUCUAGAACAUUUACGCUCAGUAUUUAUGGCUGUGGAGAACGGCGAUCUGGGGAUGCUUAAAUCGUUGGGUAUUAAGGAUUCGGAACUCGGUGACGUAAAGUUCUUCUUGGAGAAGCUUGUCAAUACGGGUUUCCUGGAUUGAAGUACUCAUUGCGUUCACCAAUAUUCAACUUUGCCGACCGCGUCACUACUUGUUCGACAAAACUCGACCAAACUCUCUGUUUCAUUUUCGACUUGAAAUCUCAUGGAAAGAUUACACAGAGAACUUACCGAUCUUGCGAGGGUGCAGUGACCGGCCGGUGGAAGAAAAACACAGUAAAGAUCAGCUCGAGUCCUUAAAAAUAGUCAGCGCACGGUACUCGAAUAUAAUUUCAUCUAAUAUUUAAAAUAUCACUUAGAAAAGAACAAAUCAUAAUGUUUGAUAAGUAGUCUGUGUUUAUUGUGGAAAAAUUAUCUUUGUUUGCAUAUGAAUUGAAUAGUUUCCAAAAGACACUUGGGAUUCUAGUUACAUUCGUUCUCUACUCAUUCUAAAUUGUACCUCGAAUAUAUAAUGCCAUGAAAUUAUUAUUUAGGCGAUCGAUUGAACCUUUGUACAUUUGGUGAUAUAUUAUUCUGAUAAUGAUAUAUCUACCUUUAUCUACAGAAAACAAUUUUAUUACUCUUAGGCGUAAACCAACAAAGAAAAUCACGAUUACGUACCGGUAAUGUCAAAAUGGUGAUUUGAAUAUCAGUGAUUUACAUGAUUGUACACAUUUCCCUGAGAAGGAAAUUUUCGCAUUGCCGAUAGGUAACUGUCACUUCGUGUUUGCUAGAAAAUAUAUUUCUUUUGCGAAUUUUUCAGAGGUAUUAAAUUUUGAUAUACAAUAUGUUACGGUCUUUAGGUAUUCGAGGUGCAAUCAUUCACAAGUAGAAGAUGAAGCACGUUUUUUGGAAAAAUGUUAUUUCUAAUGUAAUAGAUCCCUGCGGAGCUAAAGAUAUAGUACCGUUAUUUAGAAUACGGUAAUGCCAAAUUUCAGUGUGUGUUUUUCGAAUGUACAAUGCCUUGAUUUCUAAAAUCUCCUCGAUGAAAGGCAUUCCGACGAUGAUAAAUUAAUGAAAAACUAAAACUUCACAUACAUGAGAAAUUGUGAUUCCAAGAAAUCUCCGUGGGGAUUCUAAAGAAUAUUUCCAAUAUUUCGAUGUACAUUGUAUAUUUCAAGGAAAUGUAGGGAAAGGUGAAGGAGACGUAAAGUGCGAAAUAUUUUGGAGACUCCCAGAUACAUACAAUUAAGUGUAGGCAAAGUCGUGGUAACCCUGACCACUAUUCUUUUUUAUUAAAUAACACUUCGUCUCAUUCCUUAAAAUGAAGAAUUCCUUACCGAGAGGAAUGACAUGAGCCCAAGUAAAAUAUUCAAUACGAAGCACUUUGCAAAACUGUAUAAGGCAUUCAAUUGAGUGGAUCCAAUUCCGUCGAUUCAACGAGUCGCCGGAAAUUGGUUCGAUGCCAAUAAUUGACAAUCGAUUAAGUUCUUGAUAAUUUUUUUUUAAUUCCAGAUCAAAUUCUAUUUUAAAUUGGCCUAAUUGUAGACCAAAUGUAGCUCAUAGACGUCACGGUUCGGAUAACGUAAGGAGCAUUUAGCGUACAGAUAUAUUAAAAUACAACCGUAAAUAAGGGUUUAAACUAUCAUUGCAUCCCGGAAUGAUCAUAGAGACGAACGAUACAUUUUCUUAUUUAUAAUAGGCGCUUCAAUAUACCUGGUAUAUUAACAGUGUCGUUACUGCUUGCUAUGCUAUCUAAGAGGGAUCGUUAUCAGAUUCAUUGAUAAAAUGACUAUUACGUCAUAAACAUUUAGCAAGUAUUUUAUGAGUAAUUCUGCUUACUGAAACAAUUUCAAAAAUAUUUUGUUAAUGUAUAUUAGCGUUAAUUACCGAUUUGAACGAUGAAAUAUUACCAACAUUUUGACUAACGUAAUAGGCUCGUCAUUUUGAAUAACGUAAUAGUACGAACCUGGAUAAAGUGUCAUUCUUGACAAUGGAGCAAUUUUUAAAGAUUCAAAAGAUUAUAUAAUUAUAUCAAUAGAUGUAUCGAUUAUAUCGUAAAUCAAUUCUCGGAUUCUAAUCUAAGAAUUUCAGGAUUAUUUUAAUAAUCUUCAUUAGUUUCAUUAAAAUACAAGUACAGUCGAGUCGCGUUAUAAAGCCUCUCGGUAUAAGACUCCACUUAGCCGUUUUUCAUCCUGAGCGUUCUCCUCUAUCGAGAGUCAAAGGACCCGUGAUGGGGCUUGUGUCGGGAGUGGAUAAUACAUUUUCAUUAUGGUGGGAGUUCUUAUAACCGUUCUCGUAACGCGACUCGACUGUAUAAAUGAAUACAAAGACUUCAAAAGAAAAAAAAACAGACGGUUUAACUUUGAAAAUUCCUAUAAUCAAACGUCCAUAAACUUCAGAAAAAGAUCUCGGACGAAUCAUAAAUUUCUCAAGCAAUUCGUACGACACUAUAUUACACAAUUCUUAUACAUUAUAUCUUUAUACCGUGUAACGAAAAUUCAUUUUCGUUACAACCGACACAGUGAUGAGAAAGCUAAACGAAAAGUGGAAAAAGUGAUAACACUUUGGGGAUGAAUGUGAUUGGAUGCUGAGAUAAGGAACGAUAACAUAUCAAUAUUAAUAUUUAUCUGUAAGUUAUAUUCAAGCGUAUUCUAGUAUAGCUUCUUUCAUGUACACGAAUAUUAUAUAUUCUCGUUAUAUUAUACAGCACAUAUAUACCGGGUGGGGGGGGUGGAGGGGGUGUUUGAUAUUUUGAUAUAACGAAUUUUAUUCGACCUUUUGUUUUUUAUGCUGAAUAUAUUCAGGAUUCUAUUUUAUGAGAUAUUAUCGGUAGAAAAUGUUAAAUUUGGGUUUAUAGAAAAAACAGAAGUGUUUUGUGUUGAAGUGGAAACUACAAUUAAUACGUCUUAAUGUAAAUUUGGCUGAAAAUCAAUUAAAAAUUUAUGAAAGGUCUCAGUACAACUAACUCCAAAUUUUGGAAAAAAAAUGUUAUUGUAUCGAAGCACCAAUUUUUGAAAGUCAGACACCCCUAACGUACAUUGUAUAAGCAUACAAAUAUUAACGUGCAUGCUUCUUUUCAUUCUCACAUGAAAUUACGAGUUGCGGCAAGUAAGCAUCCCUAUCUUGAUGUCCUUUGUCAAGAAGAACGUUACAUAUGCAUAUGUGUAUAUACGUGGAACGUGAUUGAGAUUUUAAUGAAAUAUUUCUUUUAAGUGUUAUAACGAGAGAAAAAAGAAACCAAGGGGUGUCAUCAACAAUCUUUGCACCGAUUGCUAUUUACAAAUAUUUGCACUAAAAUUUAACUUUUGACCUCGCGCACUUUUUAGAAAUAUUCAUGAAUGAAAAUUAUACCUAAUAACUGCAUGACGAAAUCCGAUUUUUCACAUAUUCGUAAGCACAAAACAAAAUAAGGUGAUUUGAACUCUCUGAUUUUCAGUGGUCGUUGUGCAAAGUUAAGUCAAUUAAAUAAUUUUAAUGAUACAUUAAUGAUCUAAAUUGUCGAUGACUUCACAUUAAUUCUUUAAAAUGUCUUGCUAGACAUCCAACCGAAACACCUGCAUUGGUAUUAAAGUACACCAUAUUAAACCAGCAUAGUUUUUAAGACACUUGCGUAGAGAAAUCUGAACAAAGAGAGGAAGUUUGAAGUAUCUCUGAUAGAAGGUUGGUGGAAAUAUCGUAUACAUAUCAUAUAAUACGCAUAUCGGUAAAGCAAAAUUAUGAAUAGAGCGAUAAAGGUCCUCCGCAGUCGAAGAGUUCGCUUGGAAAACUAUUUACCUGCCGUUCUAGUCGAUUGUUGAGUCGUUAGAAUUAGCAUAAAUUCGAUAAAUUUCUAUCUUGCAAAGUCCUCGUACUAUGCUCCCUCUCUCUAAGAUUUUCGUCGACCAACGACGGACCCCACUCUUUUGCAGGAGUAUAAAGACGCAUGCGCACGCCUGCUUGUUCCUCCACGCUUAUAUUUGCCUGUCGGCAAGAGUGGGGGGACUGCAUUCCACUCAAAUCGAGGGGAAGAUAAAUAAUACGAAGGUGAUCAUCAGGAAGGGAGCAUAGUAUACGUUUAUUAAAAAAUUCAUAAACUUACAGAAUAAUGUAAACAUGAAAAUUUUGACAAACGAUAUAAUAUUUGUUCUAACAUCGUAAGAUGUUCGUUAAUACUCUCUGUCGAAUACAAAUGCCCAUGAACAAUCGGACAAGUUGAAAAUAUCAUUAAGCAAAUCAAAAUUAAUAUUUAGCUUAAAAUAUUAUUUAGUCUAACAUUCCAUUGGCCUUUGAUACUGAAACCCCUGAUGUCGGGAUUGUAUGAUUCUCGUACUAAAGUCUGUGUCUCUCAUUUGCUCUUACGAGAACAAAGUGAAAUCCAUCCUUCUUAGUACACAUCGGUAGUAACCUAAGCCAUUGAAAUGGUAGCGUAUAGCAGAAAAAUAAGCUUAAGAUUGUAUUGGUCGAUAAAAAUGUACUAGAACGGCAAAAAAAGGAGUUUCCCAAAGUGGGGAGUUCCUCAAAGACGAGAAGUUAGGCUUUUCUCUUGUCUCUUAGUUAAGUGACGUCUCUUAUUGAGAAAUAGCCGAGAGUCAUUGUAUCAGAUGAUAGAUAUUAAUAUAUGAAUAGAUAUAAAUAAAUAUAUCAUAUUUUGGUAUAAUGAAAAGAAUCCCUCCAGGUGGCGAUCGCGGUUCAAAAUAGGGCCUGGACCGCAGGAGCGCUUUCAGGGAACCUUGAAUCAGGAUUUCCGAAGGACCAGGACACGCUUUUUCGCUCAGAAUAUCCACUAGUAUGUCCUGGCCUCUCGGCGCCGUUGCUCUACCAUCUAGACUACAUACACAAAUCCCUACCGACAUAUACCCAGUACACGCAUACCCAUGUAGUCGAUAUUAAUUUUCCUAGAUCGAUGUAAUCAAAUGGUAAAAGAUUCUUAAGGAAAUCGUUAAGGAAAUUGCUAUUCGGGUCUUUUUAAUUUCGGAACAAACAGUUGAUAUCUAAAUUACGAAAUUUUACGAGUUUGUCGAAUAGUUAAGUAAAAUGGAAAUACAUGCAAUAUUCGAUAAAAUUUGAAGAACGUUGCUAUGUCAAUUUCUCCUUUUCAAACAUGUGUUAUUAUAAUUCCUAAUUUAUCUCUCAUAUUUUUUUCGGGUUGUAUUACCACCCCUCCUUGUUAUCCUUCCGAUCCUUCGUCCUUCCUCAACCUCCCGUUCUCAUUUCAUACAUACACCUAUCUAGCGCAUAGUAAAUGCAUGUAUACGUAAAAUUAUAUGCAUGCAUUUACUUACGGCUGUGUCUUUACGUGUGAUAAAUGUGUACAUAUCAUUCGAAUAAGUAAAGAAAAUAAUUAAGAGCGUAAUUAAGAAUAGCAUUGGGCUAUGUGAUAACCUUAAAAAUAUCAUACAUAUCCUAUCAUCAGCGUAAACGUGAUAUAUACGUUUAAAAUUUGAAGAAGCGACAAGAAGAUUUCAGAGAUAUAUGAAGCACACAUUUUUGUAUGUAACAAUUUUAUUCGAUCAAUUUAUCUGAUCGAUUGCAAUUAUCGAAGACAUAUCAGAUUGUAAGUAUACAGAAUUCAUUGGGCUCCUUUUACGAUUAUUUACAUUUAAUGAAAGUACACAGACGUAUCUCUUGUCUCUUCUAACAUAAUUGUGGCAAGAUGUGAAAAAUUUUCGUCCUUCUGAAUAAUGAUACUUUGCUGUUGUGCGCGUCGCGACGCUCGAACACUGUCAAUUUCUAGCAGAUUACACAGGGUUUGCGUGUUAAAUUGUAUAUUUGAAAUCGAUGUCGCGUUAUUUAUUGAUUUUCCAUGGUACCGAAAUUGUAUAUAUACACAUUAUUGUAUAAAUUGAAAUUAUAUAAUUUUCUAUGGGCUUGAAUGAUUGUAGAUUAAAUUAAUUUGAGCCCCUUACAAUUAGCGAUAUUUACACUGCACUGCGGCAAUUACUUCUACAGUCGAUUUGUAUAGACAGGAAUCUAUGAGAGAGAGCAUAAAACUUCCAUAAGAAAUUUGUUGCGCAUCAAAAUCAUCUUGAGAAAAUUGAAUACUUCGUAUACAUAUAUGUUCUAGCAAUAAGGGGACUUUUGUCGUCGAGUAAACAGACUAUGUACGGUAUAGAUAUAUAUGGUUUAUAUGAUAAACUAAUGUAUACAAUAAUUUCGUAUACAUGAUAUACAUAUAAUACCAUGUUAUCGGUGUAUCCUUAAGUAAGGGCAAGUCGUUGAAGACUUCGCUUUACAAAAAGGCAACGACCUGUCACUGAAAAUGAACAUCAUAAUUAUUGUAAAACCGCGCCUCUGUUAUGUAAGCGAAUGAUCUUCGGACGACCAGCCCACUGAAACUGUGCGAAUACUAAUUAUUACAUUAGUACGUACUUAUUAACAUCGAGUUAUUAAUGAGAACGUGAAUAUUUCCUCGUCGCUUUGGUCUAUGAUCAAUCUAAAUCGAUUUUUCGUUUUCUUUUGCAUCCUUAUAUUUAUCGUUAGUCAUUGUCACGUGUGAAAUACUAUUUUACAUAAACUUUCAAUCGAUAUAUUUUGCUACGUGAAACAAAAUCUUGUUAUUGCGUUAUACGAUACACUUUGUUCCAUUCUUCACCUCGUUUUACUCAUUCCGCCUUGUGCAUAUUGUCAAUAAGAAUAUUACGAUAAGAAUAUUUAUUUCUUACAACUUACAAUUAGUCAAGUAAAACUACAAUCGACAUACAUACUUAAACACGAAGAUAACGUAUACUGUAUACUGACAUACAUAUAUAUUUUUUCGAAAAACUUGUAUCAAAAGUUAGCUUAUUGUUAUUCUUGAAUUAAUGGUCGCUGAUUAUCGCUGUAUCCAGUAGCAUACUACGGUCAAUGUUAGUUUUCCUUUGUGUCGUGUUACUUUUCGCCAAUUAUUUUCACUUUCAAUUAUAAUGUUAUAAUGUCAAAUUACUUCAGGCACUGUGCAUAGAAUAGCAAAAAAGAAUGGUAAAAGUUUGGCGUUUCUAAAAGUGUGGCAUUUUCGUAAAUGUGUCAAAAGAUUAAAUACUAUACUUCAGAGAUAAAAAUAAAUAGUGGUUUAUAAAAUCUAAAGAUAUGGGGUGUAAUCUUUAGCCACGCUUUCGGGAAUAUGACUCUUUUCCCAUUCCGUUCUUUCUACGUACGACGUGUAGAUCCCCUAUUCUGGGCAUAGCGUGUAUUUAGGUUAUUCAUUUAAAGAACAACAGUCUUUAAGAAGCGUUUGAACAAUUUUUAUUUAAUGAGGCAACGAUAAACGCGAACUUAUUGUUGGGCAAAUUUGAAAUGAAUUACGUUUCAGAUAUUAGACAAAUUCUUUUGCCACAAGCUUAAUAAUUCCUGAAUUGCCGAUACCUGAUAAUACCUGCGGUGAUUGAAAGACUUGAAAAAUAUAUAUUCAGUAUAUUGGAUAAUGAAAAAUUUAAAUACUAUCAAUAGUAAAUAAUCAUAGGAUAUCUUCGAGAAAUAUUUAUUUUAUAUGGACAGGCUGGUUGAGUCAUGCUAUUGGUUACAUUGUGCGAAACGUAUUUUAUCAAACACUUCUCUUGUAUGUUGUAGACGUAAAUUAACUGUUCACGCUGCACCGAUGUUCCUUCUAUAACAAUUUAUUCUCGCAAAAAUGGCAAAAAUUUAAUUUAUCUCGUAUCUAUAGAUGUAGCUUUUUAAUUAAACGUGCACCAAUGAUUAUUUUAUUAUAUAUCAGACAAAAUACGAUUGAAAUACCUAUAAUUGUGCAAAUACAAAUACUAUAAAGUUCGUUAUUGAAGUUUAUCAUACAUUUACAAACGAUUCUGUUAAAAUCUAUAGUUAUUCGUACGUGUAUCCGGAUGGAACUUAGCAUAUAUAUUUUACCAUAGAAAAAUAGAACAUAUAUGUAGCACAAAAAUAUUGUAUGAAAUUUUUGUUUAGUUUUACAUCACACAAAAAGAAAGAAUUUAUUGGAUUAAAAAAUA